Molecule: messenger RNA, 3832 nt
Organism: Dunckerocampus dactyliophorus (ringed pipefish)
Lineage: Eukaryota; Metazoa; Chordata; Actinopteri; Syngnathiformes; Syngnathidae
Gene: klhl11
Product: kelch-like family member 11
Exons: 2
Coding region: 550-2628 (692 amino acids)
Molecular function (GO): protein binding
Source: RefSeq, a predicted model, not a curated record
CUUACUGCGCAUGUGCCUUCUGUCAGCACCGACUGAAGCGAAGUAUGUUUUGUUGUGGUGGGUAAUUUCCGGUUUUGCGUGUUAAUAUGGUCGAACGCUGACAAGAAACGUAAGUCCUGGCAGAAAUAGUGUAUUUAUUUACUAUAGUGCAUGAACCACGCGUGUAGAGAAAGUAAUAUUAGAAAAACAAUAAUUUCAAGGAAAAUGUGGGUUAAAAUGUCGUCGAAGGCUAAGGACCUCUCGUGCUAAAAAAAAUGCGUCAUGGAAUCCCGAAUUGUUGCCAUGGAGAUAAAAAAUGUCAUUGACAUCUCAUAUAUAUAUCUUUAUGAAUCAUUAUAUAAUCGUCAUUGUCGUUUUUGUAUCAGUUCUGCGCUGUUAUAAGCUAGUUGGUAGCCUAGCAUUCCCACGGUGCCCAACUUCCGGAAAUGGAGGACGGAGUGCGAAAGGCGCUUCAAUGUGGCGCUCUGGUUUGACUCCAUCCGUCUCCUGAUUCCCGUCGCCACUUGCCUUCCUUUCCUCCCUUUGCUCACUGUCAGCUCCGACGGCAGAAUGGCAGCGGCAGCUCCCAACCCGGAUGACUCUACCCGGAGCAGCAGCAGCGGUGGAGGUGGAGGUGGCGGGAGUGGGUGCGGCGUUAGCGGCACUCCGAGCUCUCUAGCUGCGGACGGCGACGCGGAAGAGGCCGAGGACUUCACGUCGUCCUCCCACUGCUCGGAGCUCUCGCGGCGGCAGAACGAGCAGAGGAAGCAGGGCAUGUUCUGCGACGUGACGCUCGCCUUCAGCAGUGGCGCGGCCGCCGGGGCCGUCCAGACGUGCGAAUAUGCGGCCCACAGGUCUGUGCUGGCCGCGGCCACCGACUACUUCACGCCGCUGCUGGGAGGGCAGUUCUGCGAGUCGCUGUCUGGCCGUGUGGAGAUGAAGGAGUGGAGCUCUGAGAUGGGGCUCGACCCGGAGACAGUGGAGAGCGUCAUUCAGUACAUGUACACCGGAGAGAUACGAGUCAGCACCUGCAAUGUGCAUGAGGUUCUGGAGCUGGCGGACAGGUUCCUGCUGGUACAGUUGAAGGAUUUCUGCGGUGAGUUCCUGAAGAAGAAGCUGAGCCUCACAAACUGCGUGGCAGUGCACAGCCUGGCCCACAUGUACACUCUUGACCAGCUCGCUCUGCGUGCUGCCGACAUGAUCCGCCGUAACUUCUACAAGGUGAUCCAGGAUGAGGAGUUCUACACGCUGCCAUACCACCUGGUGCGCAACUGGCUGUCGGACGCCGAGAUCACGGUGGACUCUGAGGAGGUGCUCUUUGAGGCAGUGGUGAAGUGGGUUCAGAAGCACCCGGAGGAGCGCAGCGGCUACUUUGAGGAGCUCUUCCGCCUGCUGAGGCUGCCUCAGAUCAAGCCCACCUACCUGACCAGGGUGGUGAAGAACGAGCGGCUCGUGGCUGCCAACGAGGCAUGCCUGCGCCUGGUGUCAGAGGCGGUGGAGGGCCACGCCAUACGCUUUGAGAACCUCAAGUCGGCCGAUAUGGAGUUCUGGUCAUCCCACAUGGCGUCCUUUCAGCCCCGCUUUGGCCAGAACAUGGACGUCAUCAUGGUGGUGGGGGGGGUGUCCGAGGGAGGGGAUUACCUGAGCGAGUGCGUGGGCUACUUCAUCUACGAGGACCGCUGGGUCAACCUGCCGCACAUCCACAACCACCUGGAUGGCCACGCCAUUGCCGCCACAGAGUCACACGUCUACGUGGCCGGGUCCAUGGAACCGGGCUUCGCCAAAACAGUGGAGCGCUACAACCCAAACCGCAACACCUGGGAGCAGGUGAGCAACCUGACCACGCGCAAGCACUCCUUCGGCCUCACCUGCAUCAAGGACAUCUUGUAUAGCAUCGGCGGCCACGGGAACUUUAGUCCUGGCUUCAAGGACGUCAGUGUCUACGAGCCCGAGCAGGACAAGUGGCACAACCUGGAAUCGGCCCCCAAAAUCCUGCGGGACGUGAAAGCGGUGAGUGUGGAGGAUCGCUAUGUCUACGUCACAGCGCGCACGCCCGUCGACACGGACAAAGACGACGGACUGAAGACGGUGACCACCCGCUACGACACGGACAGCCACCAGUGGCAGGAUGUGGACUCGCUGCCCCUUAUCGACAACUACUGCGUGUUCCAGAUGGCUGUGGCCUCCACCAACUUCUACCACACCGCCUCCUGCUGCCCCAAGAGCUACGGCGUGCGCGAUGAAGUCGCCCGGCAGAAGAUCAGUGCUCGCAUCUCCGACGAGAUCCUGGAGAGCCUGCCGCCGGAGGUGACCAGCAUCGAGGGCGCCGCCAUCUGCCACUUCGACGAGGACGUCUUCAUCAUCGGCGGCUGGAAGAACAGCGACGACGUGGACAAGCAGUACCGCAAGGAGGCGUACCGCUACUGCGCCGAGAGGAAGCGCUGGAUGCUGCUGCCGCCCAUGCCGCAGCCGCGCUGCCGGGCCACCGCCUGCCAUGUGCGCAUCCCCUACCGCUUCCUGUACGGCUGCCAGCGCUACCCCAUGCCACAGAACCUGGCGCGCCAGCGGGACCGCAUGCAGCAGAUGCAGCAGCUGCAUCGGCGCACGCUCACCCUGCGGCGCCAGCUGCAGUCGCAGAUCGAGUGCUGAGUCGCAGCCUCGUCCUCAUCUGUCCACUCGCUGCCAUCUGUGCACACUUUGUGCACUCAUUACACUUGAUUAGGCUUUUUUUUUUCUUACAUCCCACUCUAACAAGGAAGUGACAUUUCUUUGUCGACCAAUCAAUGGGCAGCACCUUACAGUAGCUCAACAAAAGGCUACAGAAAAGUUGGACUGUACAUGUUGGAUAUUCAGGAUUUACAAUUGAAAGGCCAAAGGCUCAGUGGGAAGGAGGCUUUAUACAAGAUUCUGCUUGCUCUCCAAUUCAUCCUGUCUUGAUGCCUGCCUGACUCAACACACACGUUUUUCCUCACACAGUCCUGUUGUCAGCAUGGAAUAAUCUCCUUCAUCACCAGCCUGGACCGCACCAUUCGUACAUGCGUAACACGCUGCAGUCUUUUUGUGGUUCUCACCAAACUGAACGCUGUGCCAUUGUGCUGUGUCGUGGUGUCGGCGACUCUCUAGCAAGCCAUGAAACGUAUGUGUGUUUGUGAGAAUGGAUUUACUGAAUGUAAACAUGAGAAUGAGCGCCAACAAUGAAAUAUUUGUUUGUACAUAAAUAAUACAAAGCUGUUUAUGAUUAUAUAUUUGACAUUCCUAUGUAAUAUGCCUGCUCCAGGAAGUGGGGGGACGUCACUAAUUCCGAUGACGCAGAAUUCCCGACGAGGCUUCAUUCCAUUCGUAAACACUGUGACAAUCUCUUCUUCAUGCAAGCGUGUCAGCUCUUUAGUGCCAUAACCUUCUCGCUUGCUUCUGCACAGCCUACGCUACCAAACGCACGUCGUUCGAUCCUCCUGGUAGACUGGCUUUAGUUAGAUCAGACUCCCACAGUGUACAGUAUUUAUUAUUUUUCUUAAAGAGAUAAGGUUUAUCUUAAAUUUUCCUCUGGUCAUUCCUUUCUUUUUGCACUUUGCCAGUCAAUUACUCGCAUUUAAAAAAUGUGUGCAAGGUCCAACAGUGACAGAGCACUUUUUGUUUAAGUUGCUGCAUUGUUUGUUUCUAAUGUUUCCUGUUUCAAUUAAACACAUUUGGGGCGCAGCUGAGAAAUGCUGUUUUGUUUCCCCCCCGGUGUUACUUGUUCCUCACUCUCAGCUCGCUGGGUGUAUGUUUAUGUUUAGAGAUGCUCAAUGUGUGCUUCCCCUCCAAAGAGACUUGAAAAUAAAGACAUCAUCAGCAACAACAAAUGUGUUCUUUU